Molecule: messenger RNA, 684 nt
Organism: Dentiscutata erythropus
Lineage: Eukaryota; Fungi; Glomeromycota; Glomeromycetes; Diversisporales; Gigasporaceae
Source: the annotation of a GenBank genome assembly
UUAAAUGAAGUUGCAACUUUCUCUCAUCACUGUGCCAUGAAUCUACAUCAGAAAAUUCUUUUACAGCAGUUGUAUGAUAGUAAUGCAUCUACUUGUAUUAUUAUAUCAGCUGUUAACAAAAUUAAUAAUGGUGAAAUAAUUCUCUUAAAAGAUAUUGUAAAUGAAUGUGCUUGUAUUAGACUUGCUUUAAAUAAAGAUUAUAAUAAUAAUUCUACUCAAACAUUAUUAAAACUUUUUGAAGAGUAUAAUUAUGUAGUUGUGCCUUAUAAAAUGGCAAAAGAAUAUUUAACACAUCUUUUCUUUUUUCAUAUUGAAGUUGCUAAGUGUGUUGGCAGGUGUUCAGAGGUUUUAAUUGUAAACUCUAUAUAUAAACCAAAUAUUUAUAAAUAUCCUCUUGUUAGUACAGUUGGCAUUAAUAAUAUUAGUAAUGAAAAAGGUGUACUAGCAACUUACCAAAUCGCAAUUGCUUUGAUUAAAGAUGAAAGUGAAAUAUCAUAUACAUGGUUUCUUCAAACACUUCGUACCAAAAUUUAUGAUGCUUAUGGGUACUUACUAGAUAUAGAGGUUGAAGCUUUGCAGCUUACAGAAACUGAAAAUAAGAUUUCUCAUUUUUUGGAUGCAGUUAAAAAGGCUGCAAAAAAAGCAAACUCUUCUAAAAAAGUAGUAUUAUAUAUUCAAACAUAG